AUGUGGGCUGGGGGAUUGACAGCAAAGCAACGAAUCAAUAUUGAAAGAGUCCAAAAGCGAGCGUUACAGAUCAUCUGUCCAAGAGAGAAGUAUGAGAAUGCACUUUUAUCAAAUGAAAUUACCAGAUUGGAAGAACGAAGGAGAGAUCAUUGUAUAAACUUG
Molecule: messenger RNA, 162 nt
Organism: Paramuricea clavata
Lineage: Eukaryota; Metazoa; Cnidaria; Anthozoa; Malacalcyonacea; Plexauridae
Source: the annotation of a GenBank genome assembly